UAUCGCGAGGCUUCGUUCUGUCGCGGGACGGGGACGGGAUGAGGUCGGAGGAGACCUUCGGAGGUCUGAGUGCGGUGGUUACUGCUCAGAGUCCAGGCGGGCGGGAGAAGCUGUCGGCGGCGGAGGUCCAGUUCCACCGGGAAUCUCCGCGGCGAGAACCUCGGACACCACCAGCGUCGUCCGGCUCUGGAGGAGGGACCGUCAAACCUCGCGAGGAGAAGAGGACGGUUCUGAGCAAGGUGGUCCUGCGGCGGCUGCCCCCCGGCCUCACUAAGGAGCAGCUGGAGGAGCAGCUGCGCCCGCUGCCCGCUCACGACUACUUCGAGGUGGCCGGCGCGGACCGCAGCCUUUAUCCUCAUCUCUACUCAAGAGCAUACAUUAAUUUUAGGAAUCCUGAUGACAUCCUUCUGUUCAGAGAUCGUUUUGAUGGAUAUGUCUUCAUGAGCAGUAAAGGCCUGGAGUAUCCUGCCGUGGUAGAGUUUGCUCCAUUCCAGAAGAUAGUCAGGAGGAAGCUGAAGAAGAGAGACAGCAAGACGGGGGGCAUUGAAGACGAUCCAGAGUAUAAACAGUUUUUAGAAACUUACAGCAUGGAAGAAGAGAGAACCAGUGCCAACCCUGAAAUUCUUCUGGGAGAGAUAGAGGCAAAGACGAGAGAACUUGUUGCUAGAAGAACCACACCUCUUUUGGACUAUAUUAAAAACAGAAAAUUAGAAAAGCAGAGAAUUCGAGAAGAGAAGCGAGAAGAACGAAGGAGGAGGGAGUUAGAAAAGAAACGCUUGCAGGAGGAGGAAAAAAGAAAAAGACGAGAAGAAGAAAGCUACAGGAGGAAAGAGGCAGAUAAACAAAAGACAACUAUGGAGACAGAAGUGAGGAUAAAGCUUCUUAAGAAACCAGAAAAGGAAGAGGAACCAGACACAGAAAAACAAAAAGAAAGAGGCGAGGAAGUCAGCAUUGGAGAUGGAGAACAGGAAACCUGUGCCCCCUGCACCUUCGUGAGAGCCAGGCCUUCAGAGAGCCCAGUAGGGGUGCCCAGGGAGAAGUCCCAUGAUGACAAUGACAAAGAGCAGAGGGACAUGGAGAGAAGAAUCCAAGGACCUGAAACACCAGAAUGCCACUCAGAUGAUGUUAGAAAGCACAGUGGUCACUCUGAGUUUGACAGAUUUCCUAGAAGGAAUGAAGAUGAGCUGAGAUGGGGAGAGGGAUUCAUCCAAGACAGAGGGAAGAAGAAGAGCCAGGAUGGGGGCAUCCCUGUGGGGACAGCAGAGAGCCCUGCCAGGGAGCAGGAAGGGGCCUGCAGCCCGGCACUCGGAAGGGAGCGCCCAGGAAGUAGGGCCCUGUAAUCCACUUGUCUGCGCCCUGAGUGGGCACUGUGCUUCUGCAGGUUCACAACCACUGUUUCCAAACAAAUUCUCUUAUUAAAUCAGGUAGGAAUCUGUCUGGGUGUGUUGAGGUCCAGGAUUGUGCCCUGACUCGGUCACCCACGUGGCCUCUGACAGUUUCUGGACCUCUUCAUUGGCCAGUGUCUCUUCGGCAUUUUCACUCAUGCAGUCUACCCCAAGUCUGGAGGCAGCCCCAGGGUAAACCUGCCAUCACCUGCUCUCAGAAGCAAGUUGUUUCUCACCAAGAAGAGUAUUUUAUUUAGUAUAAAGCUAGAAUUUUAUAGUCUACUUAUGAAUGAGAUUAUAACAUCUACCCUUAAGUUAGUAAGGAAAAUAUAACAUCCUGUGGAUCCUCCUUUGUUAUUGACCACGAGCACUUAAAGCCUGUUCUGCUCAGGUGGGAACACCAUGCAGGGUUCCCACUGAACCAGGCCAAUAGAUUUUUCUUUCCAAAGUUUGAAGUUUACUUUUUCUUUUUCUUAUUUAUUUAUUUAUUUUUUUGGUAUGGUACUAGGCAUUGAACUUGGGACCUUGCACUUGCAAGGCAGGUGCCAGAACCACUGAGCUAACUCCCCAGCCCUGAAGUUUACUUUUGUCCGCUCACAUUUUCCCAGAGUAUGGCUGGUGCCGUUACUCCUGAGGCCAGUUUCCACACUGGGAGCUAUGUCUGUCCUCUACAUGAUUGUGGCAUCUUAAGAAUGUAGGGCCUUGGGCCGAGGAUUUAGCUCAGUGGUUCCUCUGCCUGCCCUACAAGCACAAAGACCUGAGUUCAAUCCCCAGUACCAAAAACAAAGAACAACAAUGAAAAAGAAUGUAGGGCCAGGGAUUUAGCUCAGUAGUUCCGUCACCUGCCUCGAAAGCACAAGGACCCAAGUUUGACCCCCGGUACCAAAAAAAAAAAAAGAAUGUAGUGUGAACGAGAACACAGUGUGACCCCCUCAACCAACUGUCCUCCCUCGCCUACUCUCUUCAGACCCACCCUGGCUGCUGUGCGUGGAUGGUGUUCAUGGAUAACCUGUCCAGGAAAGGCCAAGAGAGCCUUCGGGCCUUCACCAGUAACCCACAGUCUCCGUUAACCACAGGGAACAGUCAUGUUUGCAAGGCCACGUCUCUUUCACCCUCCUUUGUGUUUGAACAGCAGUGGGUGGUUUGGGUGCCCACAGACCUCUAAGUGGGGCCCAUAAGGACUCCUCCUGCCUGACAGCAAGGCACUGUGGAGUAACUGCUUCCAUGAGGCCUGGCAAGGAGUGUGUUCAGGAUCAGACUGUACCUCCAUCUGAGGACACAGCCCUUCGGGUUGGGGGAGGCAACCUGAUGGGGCUGCACACAUAUCCCAGGAAUAGUCAAGGUGAGUGGAAUAUCUUAGAGAAAGUGGACCGACCCAUAGGUUUCCUGGCGGGUGCACUUGGGCUCUCGCGGUGGCUGGGAAGGAUGAUGCAGGGAGCGUGAAUUGGGCUCCUGUGCAGGAUAAAGCUGACUUGGACUUAAAUGUCCACCAGAAAUAAACUACAGCCUGAACCAUAGUGCAGCCAUCAUGGGCUUCAUUUUGUCCUACACCUGGCAAGGAAGGGAACACUGGGGAGCUUCUGUUCCCCUCUGUGGUGAAUCUCAUUUCAGUGUCUUAGCCUGAGAAGCAGGGAUGGUGUUCACCUUGGGCUGCAGGGGUCAUGUCAUUCAUACCCAAGCAGUUUGUUUUCUGGUUUUCCUGUCUUUAAAACUAAGGCCAUGUAGGGCCGGGGAUUUAGCUCAGUGGUUUUAACACCUGCUGCACAAGCGCAAGGACCUGAGUUCGAUCCCCAGUACCAAAAAAAAAAAAAACUAAGGCCACGUCAGAGACUAACAUGAAGUGUUAAGUAGAGCUGCUUGAUCUCGUUAACACAUUAGUAGUAAACAAUGAAGUUUAUUUUCAGAACGAUAUUCCAGAGCUGCAAGGUUUUUUUUUUAAACAUAAUUCAUCUUAAUUAAAUCCACCACUGUCCCAAAUGA
Messenger RNA from Heterocephalus glaber (naked mole-rat), 3365 nucleotides. RefSeq names its product UPF3A regulator of nonsense mediated mRNA decay (gene Upf3a). Gene Ontology annotation, molecular function: telomeric repeat DNA binding. The record is from RefSeq and is a predicted model, not a curated record. Lineage: Eukaryota; Metazoa; Chordata; Mammalia; Rodentia; Bathyergidae. Gene Ontology annotation, biological process: nuclear-transcribed mRNA catabolic process, nonsense-mediated decay; positive regulation of translation. Gene Ontology annotation, cellular component: nucleolus; cytoplasm.